AUAACAGCAGCAGCGAUUCCUUGCAAAGUGCAAUUUUCUUUUAGGUCAUUUACAAAUUAUUUCAAAGAGACGAAAAAAUGGCGAACAUUUCUUGUUUUAUAUCCCAGCGAUGGCAAAACAAUUCAUCUCUUUAGAAUAUCAGCAUAUCCAUUGGUGAAUGAAUUCCCGGGCAUAAUUCAUUAGUCUUUGAACUUGUGGUCGAGGAAGAUAUUUCUAUAGAGUGCUUUUGUUUGUAUCGACGGAUGGUGUAAAUGUAGCAAAUUGUAUCGCGUUGGCUAGAAAAUGUCGGUGUUCUUAUGAUGAGACGCUGGUAAUAGGAGAAAACUAUCCUGUAGUCUACCUAAUGGGAUGUGCUCCUAGUAUUCACGUUUCACAAUCAGGAAUUGUUUAUUGUCGUGAAGAUAUAGGCGAUCGGAGUUCAGGAGCAAGGGCUUCAUCUUUAAGUGAAGUAAUCAACCAUAUUCAUUCGGAACAGACAUCAGGACUUUCCACAUCAGUUCGUAAAACACGCAUUUCAAGUUUGGAUAAGGGAUUACCUUCUGUAGACCUACGCAAUAAGAUGGACGCCGCUAAGGAGGAAAAAAACACUAUUACUUUUGGUCCGAUGAAAAUAUUUCAACACCAAAUGUCGAUACUACUGGUAUUUCCACAUGAAGAUCCUCAAUGUAGUGCUUUGCUUUUGGCGGCUCAUCGUGGAUCCUAUCCUAGCAAGUUGUGUACAACAGUGGAGAGUGCCUUAGAGUAUUUUAAUCAUUAUCAUCCUCAGCUUGUCAUCAUUGAUUUAAGAUCUCCUCGAAGCAUAAAUGGAAAAGAAUUAUGCAGAAACAUUUGUGAAAUCGGACAAGUUGAAAAUGCUGUUUUAGUUGGUAUUGUUAAACCAAGCAUUGGUGAAGAUGUACCAUCUGUCUUGCCAUGGCUUGAGAUAGGAUUUAAUCGAGUAUUUAAUGAAAGUCACAAUGUGGGUCAAUGUUUUAAUGAGUUAUUGAUGUUAGAACAUGGAGAGAUAAAGUUGUUGACCAAAAAAAGGGCUGCAGCAUGUCUUCUUAUUGCUGCAGAAAACUGCAGUGAUUCUAUCGAAAUAGCUAGUUUUGAUACCGAAAGAGGAGAUUGUGUUUUACAGUAUGCCAAUCAUGCAUUUGAAAGAAAUACUGGUUAUUCACGAAAGGAAAUGAUUGGCAGGGCAACUAGACUAGGGCCUUAUCCUAGUAAUUGUAAAGAUCCUAGUUCUGGUUUAGAUGAGCAAAGCCGUAUACAGCUAGAAAAUGGAAAGAGCAAGGAAUGGAAGGAGUAUAUUAGCCAUAAAAAGAAUGGAGAAGCAUUUAAGCAAAAUUUAAAAAUCAUUCCUAUUCUUGGUCAAGAAGGAAAAAUUACAAACCUUGUGGCUGUUAAACAGGAGGUGAAAGGAAAUACAAUUAAUAAUAAUAUGAACAAGAAUCGAGAAAGUCGAGUUGACAAAGAUGGCAUUAUCUUCAACUCAUCUCCUCGACCAUCUAUUUCAUCUACCAAACUGGAACCAUAUAUGACUAUAGUGAUUAAUAUGAUUAAUUCUGCAAAAGAAGGCAGUUUACCUAAUGUUGCAGCAAAAUUAUCCAGAGCUAUUGAAAUACUGCAGACAAAAGAACUCUAUUCAAUUGGAAAUGAGACACUAGAUGAUGAUGUAUCACCUUAUGAAGGCUUAGUUGCAAAUCGCAGACCCUCUGGUGGGGCACUGGUCACAGGCCAUCGGUCUGAUUCAGCACAUUUUCCUGGUCAUAACACUUUACUUCAUCUCACGGAAGCUCCGGCCGAGAUUCUUGAAGCUCUUGAAGGAGAGUCGUUAUGGGACUACAACAUUAUUGAGCUGGAACGAUUAACAAACCAAAAACCAUUAUUCUAUUUGGGAAUGGUGAUAUUCAGUCGUUUUAAUGCUCAACAAUUCCUGCAAAUAUCGAAAGAUUGUCUAAUGAAUUGGCUCCGUAUGAUUGAGUCGAACUACCAUGAACGUAAUACAUAUCAUAAUUCAACACAUGCUGCUGAUGUCCUUCAUUCAACGGCCUAUUUCUUAAUGAAGGAAAGAGUCAAGAACACUCUCGAGCCAAUGGACGAAAUAGCUGCAUUAAUUGCUGCGACAGUUCACGAUAUAGAUCAUCCUGGUUUUACAAACUCCUUUCUAUGUAACGCUUCAGACCGUUUGGCUGUCUUGUAUAACGAUAUCGCGGUGUUAGAAAGUCACCACGCGGCUCUGUCGUUUCAAAAAACUAGAGAAUAUGACUCAUCGAACAUUUUUCGAGGACUGAGACCGGAUGAUUAUCGUGCUUUGCGCCAGAGUAUUAUUGAUAUGGUAAUGGCCACCGAGAUGACACGACAUUUUGAACAUCUCUCAAAGUUUGUAAACAGUAUUAAUAAAAGAAGAACGUCUAGUAUUGGAGAAGUGACACCAGUGGGUGGCCGGGCAACACCAGAAUCUUCGUCAUCUUCACUGCAAACUCCUGAAAACAGAACAUUAAUAAAAAGAAUGUUGAUUAAAUGCGCUGAUAUAUCUAACCCUGCACGUCCGCGUCCCCUAUGCGAGACCUGGGCACGACGGAUAGCUGAGGAAUACUUUCAUCAAACAGAGGAAGAAAAAAAGCUUGGAUUACCAGUUGUAAUGCCAGUCUUUGAUCGCCUUAGUUGUAAUGUACCAAGAUCUCAAGUUUGGUUCAUCGACUAUUUCGUCAGUGAUCUAUACGAUGCUUGGGAUGCCUUUGCGCAUGUGCCAGAGACCAUACGUCACCUGACAAAUAAUUAUGAAUAUUGGAAGCAAAAGGCGGAGGAGCAGGAUGAUCUAGUGCGUCAAAACAAGAUUACAUUUCCUGCUUCUCAAUGAAACAAUGUUUUUUAGAAUUGUCAUUCUAGAAUAAAUAAAUAAAUACAAAUGUACAUACUGUUUGGCCUCGCCUCCCUUACUAGCAAUAGUAAAGAGUAUAAAUAUAUGUUAAAUAUCAUAUAUAUAAAUAUAAAUAUGGAAAUAUAUAUAAAGUGCUCUUCUUUUUGAAAUCAUGAAAACUAAUAAAUUAAACGAGCUUCUGAAUGUCA
This is a messenger RNA of Xenia sp. Carnegie-2017, 3054 nucleotides long. RefSeq names its product high affinity cAMP-specific and IBMX-insensitive 3',5'-cyclic phosphodiesterase 8A-like. NCBI's taxonomy places the organism in Eukaryota, Metazoa, Cnidaria, Anthozoa, Malacalcyonacea, Xeniidae. Gene Ontology annotation, biological process: signal transduction. The record is from RefSeq and is a predicted model, not a curated record. The coding region runs from base 344 to 2845 and encodes 833 amino acids. Gene Ontology annotation, molecular function: 3',5'-cyclic-nucleotide phosphodiesterase activity. The transcript is spliced from 27 exons.